Messenger RNA from Xiphophorus maculatus (southern platyfish), 2255 nucleotides. It is a transcript of the gene ldlrap1b, whose product is annotated as low density lipoprotein receptor adaptor protein 1. The coding region runs from base 204 to 1076 and encodes 290 amino acids. NCBI's taxonomy places the organism in Eukaryota, Metazoa, Chordata, Actinopteri, Cyprinodontiformes, Poeciliidae. The record is from RefSeq and is a predicted model, not a curated record. The transcript has 10 exons. Gene Ontology annotation, cellular component: early endosome.
UGCAUACAUAACGCCGCCCAGGGGACGAGCAUGAUAAUCCACCGUCGAGUGAAGCCGAGCUGAGCGAAGUGGAGAAGAAAACAGCCGAAUAUUGAUAUUUUAAAAAGUUUUUCACGCGUGAGUGGGUUUUAAAAUCAAGGGAGGAGAGCCGACAAGACGGAGACGCGCUCGGUGGGCUCUUCGCCCCACUUGUGUUUUGAGAUAUGGACGCUUUGAAAUCCGCUGGAAGGGCAAUUAUACGGAGCCCGAGCAUUGCUAAACAGUCGUGGGGAGCAGGCAAACAUAAAAAGCUUCCAGAGAACUGGACGGACACGAGGGAGACCCUGCUGGAGGGCAUGGUGUUUCACCUCAAAUACCUGGGGGUGACGAUGGUGGAGCAGCCCAAAGGCGAGGAGCUCUCUGCGGCGGCCGUCAAAAGGAUAGUAGCCACGGCCAAAGCCAGCGGGAAAAAGCUCCAGAAAGUCACGCUAACGGUUUCGCCUCGUGGAAUCAUCCUUUACGACAGUGCCUCAAACCAGCUGAUAGAAAAUAUCUCCAUAUACAGAAUAUCAUAUUGCACUGCGGACAAGAUGCACGAUAAGGUGUUUGCCUACAUCGCCCAGAGCCAGCACAACGAGACUCUCGAGUGUCACGCCUUCCUCUGCUCCAAGAGAAAAAUGGCCCAGGCUGUAACCCUGACGGUGGCUCAAGCUUUCAGAGUGGCAUUCGAGUUCUGGCAAGCUUCCAAGGAAGACAAAGAGAAGCGAGUAAAGUCGGGUUCAGAUGGCGAAGGAGCCAGCAACUCUCAGUCGGACAGCUCGGCCAGCCUGGGCAGCCUGAAGGGAGGAGAUGCAGCCACAGGGACUCUCCUGGAGUUCGCGGAGGGAGCCAAAGCGGCGCAGGCCCACUCAGGAACAAAACCGGCCGAGUCGGAUCCAUUCAUGGUGCAUAAUCACGCGGCGGAGAACAACAAUACCGUUUGGGAGCUGGAGGACGGUCUGGACGAGGCGUUUUCAAGCCGCAGUCUGGAUAGCUUUGAAUCCUACUCAGACUCGCUGAGUCUCGCACUAACCCCCAGGUCCUGGACAUUGGGGUAAACCCUCAGGACUUGAACAAUGAAGAGUGCCUCACCACAGGCAAAUGGGACCAAGAAGAGACAGACUCAGCUGCACAAAAAGACACGUUUGAGUUCUAACGUAAAGCCUCUGUCAAGAAGAAGGGAAAACCAGGGGGAAAAAAGAAGGCAAAAUGCUGGUAGAAUAGAUACAGAAGCCUGUGAAAUCAGUAAGUUUUCCCAGCUUCUCCCUGCUGCCACGUUUCCGAACCGUCUGGAUCUCUGACGGCUCUGAAUCCACCUGAGCAGAGAAGGACAACACGAGCCGACUGCUCACACAACAGGCCAAAGCAAUACAAACCAGUUCACCCCUUUACUUUCAAUGGAAAAAAAAAAAACAUGCAGCCACUCCAUGUUUUGUUACAGUCAGUCUGUUAUGUUUUGUUUUUACCUAUCACUCCUAUGUAUGUGUACACUGCGACGCGGAAAGCAUGCGAGAGCUACCGCAAGGUGGGCUGUUGUUUUCUUUAGUAGAUUGGAUGCUAACUCGCUAGAUCCAUACUGUGUUCAGCAGAAAGUUACUACCUAUAUGCGUGUCACAACUCCAGUGGGCACAAAAGCUUUAAAAAAAAUGUGUCAACAUUUGUUUGUUCAACAGAGUGACAAUCCUAUUUUCUUCUACUGCAAAAAAAGUGUAUUUUUGAGUGUAUUUUUGCACUCCGCUUUCAUUCAUCUUUAAAAGCACAGAAUUCAUGUAAGGGGAUUUUAAUAUCGAACACUUUUUUGCUUUCACAUUAACUGCUUUUCCUCCUCAACUUGAAAAAUUGUUUUUCAACAACUCUGAGUCCCUGAGCUAAAUUUGUGGGACAGAUACGUUGAUGUUGUUGUGCGUAACACAGUUUUAUUAAAAGCAAUUGCCAAUUCAGAAUUCCCACUCAGGAUCAAGGCUGUAAUAAGAAAAAGGAGCUGGCAAUCAGCUACUUUUACUGAAAAUCUCUCAUGUGUUCAUUUGAACUCUUGGAUUCAGACUUGUUAAACAGAUCAUUAAGAGGAUGAAGAGCUUUUAUUGGCACUCGGACGCCAUUUGUCAAAAUAUGUUACAGUGACGUUCAGUUUACUUUUUUUAAUUUUCUCCCCCCACAGGGACUGUUCCCAGUGUUAUUUUUGGUGUUUGUUUUAUGCAUUAAUUUAAAUUACAUAAAUUUUAAUAAAAAUCUAAUUA